Molecule: messenger RNA, 5269 nt
Organism: Cyprinodon tularosa
Lineage: Eukaryota; Metazoa; Chordata; Actinopteri; Cyprinodontiformes; Cyprinodontidae
Gene: epha4l
Product: eph receptor A4, like
Exons: 18
Coding region: 132-3101 (989 amino acids)
Biological process (GO): axon guidance; negative regulation of axon extension; cell surface receptor protein tyrosine kinase signaling pathway
Cellular component (GO): neuron projection; plasma membrane
Molecular function (GO): transmembrane-ephrin receptor activity; protein binding; ATP binding
Source: RefSeq, a predicted model, not a curated record
GUGUGUGAGAGGGAGAGAGAGAGAGAGAGAGAGAGAGAGAGAGAGAGAGAGGGAGAGAGAGAGAGAGCGGGACCACAGAGAGGAGAAACGCGAGAAAAAGAAGAGAGGAAAAACGCGGAGCCGCGUCGCAAAUGGCACUCAUGGCAGGGAUUCUGUUCACGGUCACCUUUCUGAUUUCUGCGCUCGGUUCCUCCGCUCGGAUUUAUCCUCCAAAUGAAGUCACGUUACUGGACUCCAGGGCUGUUCAGGGGGAGCUGGGAUGGGUGGCCAGCCCGACAGAAGGAGGGUGGGAGGAAGUGAGCAUUAUGGAUGAAAAGAACAUCCCCAUCCGUACGUACCAGGUGUGCAAUGUCAUGGAGCCAAAUCAGAACAACUGGCUUCGUACUGACUGGAUCCCCCGUGGAGGUGCCCAGCGCGUCUACAUCGAGAUCAAAUUCACCCUGCGGGACUGCAACAGCCUGCCAGGGGUCAUGGGAACCUGCAAGGAAACCUUCAACCUUUACUACUACGAGUCCAACAAUGACAAAGAGCGCUACAUCCGCGAGAACCAGUUCAGCAAGAUAGACACCAUCGCUGCUGACGAGAGCUUCACUCAGGUGGAUAUCGGGGACCGCAUCAUGAAGCUGAACACGGAGGUUCGGGACGUGGGCGCCCUGACAAGGAAGGGUUUUUAUCUGGCGUUCCAGGAUGUCGGAGCGUGCAUCGCUCUCGUUUCCGUCCGGGUUUUCUACAAGAAAUGCCCUUUAUCCGUGCGGAACUUGGCCCAGUUUCCUGAUACCAUCACUGGUGCCGAUACUUCCUCGCUGGUGGAAGUUCGUGGCUCGUGUGUGGAUAAUUCAGAGGAGAGGGAUGAUCCUAAGAUGUAUUGCGGAGCUGAUGGAGAGUGGUUGGUGCCCAUUGGAAUCUGCCUGUGCAACCCUGGAUAUGAGGAGCGCAAUUCAGAAUGCCAAGCCUGCAAGAGCGGCUACUACCGUGCUCUGGCCACAGACGGCGCCUGCUCCAAGUGUCCACUCCACAGCUACUCAGUACGGGAGGGAUCCACCUCCUGCGUCUGCGACAAGGGCUUCUUCCGUUCCGAAACAGACCCGGCAUCCAUGCCCUGCACACGUCCUCCGUCUGCACCCGUCCGCCUCAUCUCCAAUGUGAACGAGACUUCUGUGAACCUGGAGUGGAGCCCCCCUCUGAGCUCCGGGGGCCGCCAGGACCUCACCUACAAUGUGGUGUGUAAGAGCUGCGGCUCUGACGGCCGCCGCUGCCAGCCCUGCGGAAACGGCGUCCACUUCAGCCCCCAGCAGCUGAGCCUGAAGGGGACCAGGGUGUCCAUCAACGAGCUGAAGGCUCAUACCAACUACACCUUUGAGGUGUGGGCGGUGAACGGCGUGUCGCCUCAGAGCCCGGGGCCGGAGCAGGCCGCGUCGGUGACCGUCACCACCAACCAGGCCGCUCCUUCUCCAGUGACCUCCAUCCAGGCAAAGGACAUCACCAGACACACCAUCUCGCUGGCCUGGCAGCCACCAGAGCGCUCCAACGGCGUCAUCCUGGAGUAUGAGGUCAAGUAUUACGAGAAGGACCAGAACGAGAGGAGCUAUCGCAUCAUAAAGACGUCGUCCAGAAGCACGGACAUCAAGAGCCUGACCCCUCUCACCUCCUACGUGUUCCACGUGCGUGCUCGCACCGCCGCCGGCUACGGCGAAUUCAGCGGGCCCUUUGAGUUCAUGACGAACUCCGUGCCGGCCCCCAUCAUAGGCGACGGGGCCAACUCCACCGUGCUGCUGGUGUCGGUGGUGGGCAGCGUGGUCCUCCUCAUCAUCCUCAUCAGUGCUUUCGUCAUCAGCCGCAGAAGGAGUAAAUACAGCAAAGCUAAGCAGGACUCUGAUGAAGAGAAGCACUUACAUCAAGGAGUCAGGAUUUACGUCGACCCGUUUACCUACGAGGACCCGAAUCAAGCCGUCCGCGAGUUCGCCAAAGAGAUAGACGCUGCCUGUAUCAAGAUCGAGAAAGUUAUCGGCAUUGGAGAGUUCGGCGAGGUCUGCAGCGGCCGCCUGAAGAUGCCCGGCAAGAGGGAAAUCUGCGUGGCCAUAAAGACGCUGAAGGCCGGCUACACGGACAAGCAGAGGAGGGACUUCCUGUCUGAGGCCAGCAUCAUGGGCCAGUUUGACCACCCCAACAUCAUUCACCUGGAGGGCGUGGUCACCAAAUGUACGUUCAGUAAGCCGGUGAUGAUUAUCACGGAGUACAUGGAGAACGGAUCGCUGGAUGCAUUCCUGAGGAAGAAUGACGGUCGCUUCACCGUCAUCCAGCUGGUUGGUAUCCUGCGUGGCAUUGCAUCAGGCAUGAAGUACCUCUCCGACAUGAGCUACGUUCACCGUGACUUAGCCGCUCGCAACAUCCUGGUAAACAGCAACCUGGUGUGCAAGGUGUCUGACUUCGGCAUGUCUCGAGUGCUAGAGGACGACCCGGAGGCUGCGUACACCACCAGGGGAGGCAAGAUCCCCAUUCGCUGGACGGCCCCAGAGGCCAUAGCGUACAGGAAGUUCACCUCAGCCAGUGACGUGUGGAGCUACGGCGUGGUCAUGUGGGAGGUGAUGUCGUACGGGGAGCGACCUUACUGGGACAUGAGCAACCAAGACGUGAUCAAGGCUAUUGAUGAAGGCUACAGGCUGCCUCCGCCCAUGGACUGCCCCGUGGCUCUCCACCAGCUCAUGCUGGACUGCUGGCAGCGAGAGAGAGCCGACCGGCCCAAGUUCGGGCAGAUCGUAAACAUGCUGGACAAGCUGAUCCGCAACCCCAACACCCUGAAGAGGACAGGGGGUGAGGCCGCUGCCAGGCCAAACACCACCCUACUGGAGCCAGGGAGCCCUGAGGCGUCCUCCGCAUUGGGCACAGUGGAGGACUGGCUACUGGCCAUUGGCAUGGAGCGAUACGGCGACAACUUCACCGCCGCCGGCUACACCACCCCGGAAGCUGUGGUUCAUAUGACACAGGAGGACAUGGCGCGCAUCGGCAUCUCCUCUGCUGCACAUCAGAACAAGAUCCUGACCAGCGUCCAGACUAUGCUGUCCCAAAUGCAACACAUCCAAGGCAGAAUGGUUCCUGUCUGAGAGGCGCUAACAAAGGAAUCAAAGACACUUUUUUUCCUACAAAAGAACGAAUACGUAAUAAAAAAGAAUAAAUAUAUAAAAAAAAAAAAACUGGCAAAUAAACUAUGAAGAAGUAGUUUACCUCACCAACGCACUUUAAAUUGGAUUUAAAAAGUAAAGAAGACCUUGAUGAAGAAAAAGGGGCUUCUACGUUUUUUCAAAAACCCGACCUUUACUUUGCUCUCUUUGUUGUUUUGGAGAACGGAAAAACUUUUAGGAUUUACGGGGAGGGGGGCGCAGCUGAAAACGUGCUUCCGAGAGGCUGAUCUGGAGUGCCUUUAGGUCUGAGAAGAUGGAGGGAGGCGGCGGGAUGUCACUUCCUCCUCUCUCUCUGGAACAAUCCGAGGAGCAAACUUUCUGAAUUUCCUGACUGUGUUUAUUGUAAAUGACUUGUUUGUGCGGGACCGGCGCCCCCCCCCCCCAGGCCGCCGUCGCUCUGGUUUUUCUCUCUCGGCCGGAUCUGUUCCAUCUGAUCUCAGAAAGCGGUGGAUUCUACCUGCCAACAUCUCAGAGGUUGAGGACUGCAUGGUUUUUAUUUUGUUUGUUUCUCUCCGGCCUCCUUUUUUCUCCCAGAAUGCACCAUUUUCUGUCCCUCGGGGGCGUCAAAGAGAACGUCUUUGAUCUUCCCUAACCCCUGUCUUCCCCAAAAAACACCAAGCCCUCCUUCCUACACCUCAGAUAAACACACUUUGGAUUCUUCCAUCCGGGUUUCAGGCCCUCAGGAGCCGCGGACUCUUUGCUCGUUAUGAAUCGUUCAAUAAACCAGAAACAGACGAUGAAAUCUACGGAGAAUGUGGAGAGAAACGGAAUCAUCGGCAACCAGAAAACAACGGAGGGUUUCCUGGAGCUGUCGUCUAGACGCUGCCGUCCAUCUAAAAAAACAACCCGGGGGGGGAACGGCCCGGCUUCCCGCUCUUCCUCUCCGUCCUCCUGCUUCCUCAUCAUCCUGCUUCCGCCUCACCUCUCCGCCGCGGAGGACGACUCCGUCAGCCGCGUCCGAGUCGGCCGCCCCGACGCCAAAGUAGCCGCCCCCGAUGGAGCUCAAAUGAAUGAAAUAAAACAGUUUUUUUUUUUUUUAAGAGGCAAGAAGAAGAAUGUAAGAAAACCUAGAUUACAGACUGAAACCUUUUUCUUCCGUUGAUCUCUUUGCAUGUGACGCGACGAAGGUUUGAUGUGAGAAUGGGAGCGGCGUGCGCGUGCGUCUGUCUUCUCCGAUUGUAAAAGUCUUCUCUGUUAUUGUGUUUGUUGUUUUCAUGCCACCGUGGAGAAAGGAGCGCGAUUAAAGAGUUGUAUAGUUUUUGAUAUGAAAAAGGGAAAAGAAAAACUGGACUAUAGUUGUUUUUUUUUGUGGCUCACUUCCAGCAGCGUUUAUUGAACGCACCCCCUUUGGUGCGGCCCAGAGGGACGCGACCGGGGGAAAAAAAUGUCUCCGGGAAAUUCAGUUGGAAUUUGGAAUAUCGUGGAUUGUGGAGGAAACGCACAGAAGUGACGCACCUGGACUGAAACAAAAGGAGGGGGUCUAAAAAUUAUUUGUUGUUUAAUUUUCCAGAGUUCAUCUUCCAGCUACAGGUUGAACACAACGGACUUUCAUCCUUUUCUUCCUUUUGUUUAUAAAGUGUAAUUAUGUCAAAUGUUCCUGAGAGACGCUUCAUGUACACUAAUACGACACCUCCAUCCUUAAUACCGCUCUGCAAUCCUUUCUCUCUAGUUUUCCUUUGGCGGGGGGAUUUGUUGAAAACGGACCUGUUUGGAUAUAUGCAAGACAUGCUUGGAAGGAGAAGGAAACCAGAAUGUACUGUAAAAUACUUUUUUCCUUUACUCAAAUGUCAAAUAAGUAAAAAAAAAAGAGAAAAAAAAUGAAAAUAAGGGUUAAAGUUUGUCGUUGUAUGCCUUCCGAUGCCAUAAUGAUCUAGUCAUGUAGAUCUAACAUCCUCUUGAUCCUUUUUGUAUUUUUUUUUUUCCCUUUUCUUCAGAAAUUAUUUGUUUUCUUUGAUUUUGUUUUGGUCAAGGAGUUAUAGGUACAUGUAACUUAUGUCAUUUAUUUAUGUCCUUUUAUAUCUAGUUUGUAAAAUAAUAGCCUAAAGUGAAGUAAAUAAAAAAGGGUGCAAAGGUGCAUUCUUAUUAAAGUA